AUGGCCACCGCCAAGGGCGACAAGAUCGACAAAAUCAUUGCCCGGCUCCAGGCGCGCAUCGCCGAGGGGCAGUACUACGAAGCGCAGCAGCAGACCCGGGUCGUCGCGGCGCGCUACACAAAGGCCGCCAACUGGCCCGCCGCCAUUGACAUCCUGUACAAUGUCGCGCAGUCCCUGCUCAAGGCCGGCCAGGGCGGCAGCGGCGGCGACCUCAGCAUCCUCCUCGUCGACACCUACAAGCAGGCCCAGCUCAAGCCCGAUCCCACAGCAAAGGGCAGGCUGCUGACGUGCCUGCGGCUGUUCCAGAGCGAGGAGCCCACGAGGAAGAAGUACAUUAAUGAAAUGAUUGCGUGGUCAUCAAAAUUCGGCGAAUACCCAGCAGGCGACCCUGAACUACACCACGUGAUAGGGUCUCUGUAUGCAGAAGAGCAUUCCGCCUACGAUGCCGAGCGACAUUUGGUACUAGGCACAAAGGAGUCGCCCGAAGUUCUCGCCCGUAUGGAGUACGAGUGGUUCAAGGAGGACGAGUCGCACCUGGCAGCCCACUACGCUGCCCGCGCCGUCCUUCCUUACCUCAUCACAGCCAACGUGCGGUCUGCCAACGCCUCAUAUCGCGCCUUCACGAGCGCCCUGAGUCAAGACAAGGGGGCCCAGCUCAACGCCCAGGACGUCAGCAGCAAUACGGCCGACAUCCGCAUCUAUCCCAGCAUACCGCUGCUCAACUUCCUCGGACUCCUGCUGCUCAGUGUGCAGCGGGGAAGCCCGGACGUGUACAAACAGCUCACGACCAAGUAUGCAACACAUCUCAAGGAGGUCAGCUCAUGGCAAGAGGAUCUAGAGCUCAUCGGCGAGAUGUACUUCCAGAUCCAGCGGCCGAGACAGAGCAAUCCCCUCAUGGACAUGAUGAGUGGCUUCUUCGGUGGCGGUGCCGGUGGUGCGCCCAGUGCAACACCUCGUAGGCCGGCGAUAGGCAGCUCUAUGCCAGCUGCGGAGGGACUGGACUAA
Messenger RNA from Microdochium trichocladiopsis, 1005 nucleotides. RefSeq lists its product as uncharacterized. Gene Ontology annotation, biological process: protein insertion into ER membrane. Bases 1 to 1005 code for a protein of 334 amino acids. The record is from RefSeq and is a predicted model, not a curated record. The transcript is spliced from 2 exons. Gene Ontology annotation, molecular function: protein binding. NCBI's taxonomy places the organism in Eukaryota, Fungi, Ascomycota, Sordariomycetes, Xylariales, Microdochiaceae. Gene Ontology annotation, cellular component: TRC complex; cytosol.